Messenger RNA from Antechinus flavipes (yellow-footed antechinus), 6252 nucleotides. RefSeq names its product KIAA1958 ortholog. Lineage: Eukaryota; Metazoa; Chordata; Mammalia; Dasyuromorphia; Dasyuridae. The coding region runs from base 725 to 2956 and encodes 743 amino acids. The record is from RefSeq and is a predicted model, not a curated record. The transcript is spliced from 6 exons.
GGCGAUUUCCGGUAGCCGAUACGAGCCACUUUUCUGUCGGUGCCUUUCCUCCCCCGAGCAGUGAAUAUCCUUCUCCUCCUCUUUCUCUUUUUCCUUCCCUUUCUCCUCCUCCUCCUCCUCCUCCUAUCCCGCCUCCCCCCUCAUUUCCAGCGGCCGCCGCGGCUGCCUCCUCUGUCUGUGCCCCCAGCGUCCCGGAGCCGCCCCAGCACAGGAGCCAGAGCCAGCGGCAGAGGCUGCAGCUCCGGAGCCCGGGCUGGGGCAGCGGGGCCGGCCACUGGGUCCCAGCGGAGGUGGAGGGGGAAGGAGGUGGAGGAGAGGCAGUUCACCCAUCCCUCCCUCCCUCUCUCCUCUCCCCUCUCUUCUGCCUGCGGUCCUCACCCCCAAAGACCUCUCUCCUUUCCUGUCUCUCUCUUACACGCGCACGCACGCAAACAUAACCCAUAUCCCUGUCCCUCCACGUUCACCCUGGCUAUCCCAGGGUAUUCCCCAGCGUCACCCCGCUUCGGCCAACCUCCCUCUCGCUUUGGCCCCACACUCCCCAUCCUGCAUUCCUAUGGACAAACACCUGCAGGAGGGUUGCCUGUCCUGGUUAUCCAGUCCUAGGUUAUGGAGCCAGAGUAAAUCGUGUAACCCACCAUAUGCUCUUUGGCUUAUUAAGAAAAGAGUAACUUGGUGAGACCCACUACGACUGCUGUUCCAGGAGAGAAGCUGUUGAUCCUGUAACAUGGAGGAUUGCCUUCAUACCUCAUCAGAAAAUCUUUCAAAACUGGUCAGCUGGGCCCAUAGUCAUGGGACCAUUUGUAGCCUCAUUCCAAAUCUGAAACAUUUGCUUUCUGAAGGUUCCCAUGGCAACCUGACAGCAAUGUGGGGCUGCAGUGCCGGCCAUGCCUAUCAUUGGCCCCUGACUGCCACUUGUAGAGCUGGAUCCCAGGAAAGGGUCUGUUUCCAGGAUAACAGGAGUUUCAAUUCUGAUAGUCCCAGUAUCAUUGGUGUACCUUCUGAGACACAGACCAGUCCUGUAGAAAGAUACCCUGGGAGGCCAGUGAAAACUAAGCUGGAUUGUAACAGAACUAGAGACUCUUGUGAUUUCUCUUACUGUAGUGAACCAUCAGAAUUGGAUGAAGUUGUGGAAGAAUAUGAAGAUGAAGCAACUCUUUUUGACAUGGUUUGUGAGUCUUCUGUAACAGAUGAGGACAGUGACUUUGAACACCAGACCCAAAGAUCUCAAAACAUUACUCGGAAAAGACCUGGAAUUUGUCCAUCUUCAGUUCUUUCAAGUACCCAGUCACAGGUCAUUGAUGAAAGCAGCAGUGAUGUCAUUGUCAAGAAAAUCAAGCAAGAGAUUCCUGAAGAUUAUUACAUUGUGGCAAAUGCUGAAUUAACAGGUGGAGUGGAUGGCCCCACACUCUCAUUAACUCAGAUGGCAAAGCCUAAAACCCAGGCUCACGCCGGUCCCUCUUAUAUUGGACCAGCCAAACCAACUCCACAUUUGGCCCCAGCACUCAGCACAGAACUGGACCUACAAAGCGUCUCUGCCUCUCCACCCAUAAUCUCAAGGCAGACAGUCCAAAAGCCCCUUAAGGUAUCCCUGGCUUCACCUAAUCGAGGACAUUCUGGUACCCAUGGGACCAGUCAACAGGUGGCGAUUCAGAUGCCUGUGAGCACAUCCAAUUCCAACAAACAGAUUAGCAUUCCUCUGUCUGCUCUGCAGAUCCCAGGACAAGAAGAACAAGUGGCUUCUGAGGAGCUACUACCACCUCUACCCAAUCAGGUGCCGUCCUGUGAAGUAGCCCUAUCACCCCCGCUUAGCACAGAGCCAGAAGUGAGCUCUAGCCAGCAGCAGCCCAUGGCCCUUCCUACCAUCACAACUGAGGCCACAGCACAAACAGUACCAGACCAGGAUGAAAAAGCAGCUGAUCUCAGCAGGGAACAGAAUGAGAAAACUAUCCGAAGUACUCAGACUGCUCUUCGGAAUUUCCCAUAUUCUACUAAGCUCAACAAAUUUCCUGUAUUUAAUUUUAAUGAUGAGUUGAAGGACUUCUGUAUCAGUGCUGUGAGUCCAAACACAACAAAAGCUACACUCUAUGCACUUAAUGUAUGGAGAUACUGGUGUAUGACUAAAGGACUUAAGGACUACAUGGAUAUAACUAAGAUUCCUGCUGUGAAACUGAAUGAGCUCCUUGAGGAUUUUUAUAUGACUGUGAAGAAAACAGAUGGCUCGGACUUUCUGGCCACAUCCCUCCAUGCUAUCCGCCGUGGCCUAGAUCGCAUCUUGAAGAAUGCUGGCGUUGGCUUCUCAAUCACCAGUAACACCUUCAGCUCUUCCACCAAGAAGCUCAAAGAGAAGCUACGGGUAUUGAGCAAAGCAGGGAUGUCAGGAGCCCGCUCCCGAAACAUUGUUUACUUUUCCCUCUCUGAUGAGGAGGAAAUGUGGAGGACUGGGUGCCUUGGGGAUGAUAGUCCCAUUGCUCUCCUGUCUACUGUGGUCAAAUACAACAGCCAGUAUCUGAACAUGCGGACCUUGCAGGAACAUGCAGACCUGAUGUAUGGCGACAUUGAGCUGCUCAAAGACUCUCAAAACCGGCCCUUUUUCGCACGGACAGAUAGUGUGAAGCGAGAGAGCCGGGUCAAUGCCACCAAAGUGUGCUAUGGACAGAUCUACCAUGAACAUUCCAAGGGCCACAAACUGUGUCCCUAUUGCCUCCUCUAUAAGUAUAUGUACAUUCAUCGGCCACCAACCCAGAUGGAAGCCAAGUCCCCUUUCUACUUGACAGCUCGGAAGGAGAUCAGCGGUAUGGGAAAUGUGUGGUAUGAGGAACAAAGAAUGGGACUCCGGUCUCUCAGGGGGGUUGUCCCAAAAUUGGCCAAAAAAGUCAAGCUUGAAAACUGUGAGAAUUUUACUUUUGUCUCAUUCACACAGGCAUGCAGGAAGUUUGGUUCACUGAAUUGCUAUUAAUGAGCCUUUCCCCUUUCCACAAGCCACUAUCUUGCCAUCACUUCUGUGGCCAUGUAGUGUAAUGAAUUAAGUUCUGGACAUGGACUUGGAGAGACUAAGAUUCAAAUUCCGCUUCUGAAAAUUAUUACUGUGUGACUUGGACAUCUCUGGACCUCAGUUUUCUCAUAUGUUGAAUGAGGGAAAUGAUAGCACCAGCCUCACAGGGUUAUUGUGAAGACCAAAUAAGAUAAUAUACAUGAAGUUCUUAACCUUAAAGUGCUAUACAAAUGUCAGCCAUUGUUAUUAUUAUUAAAUAAGAAAUGUUAGAGUUGGAAGGAUAAAAGAAGGUGACAGGGCAUCUACACAAGUCAAGGUCAGGACUGAUUCAAGGUAUUGAGGGAGAUGAAUAUAUCUCAAUAUCAGGCUUAAUGACAAUCAGUAUAGCCUGCUAUUCUGAUUUUUUUUCCUUUUUAAAUAUCAUAGCAGCUGCUGUUGAAGUGAGGAUAUCCUAUCCAAACAUAUGUAAGGGUAUAUCAUGUUAUUAAGACAAUGUAUAUUGUUUCACUUGCAAGAAUUUUAUAAUAGUGAGGGAAUCGAUUUAUAUAGUGCCUUUUUGCACAGCUUUUUCCCCCAAAUAAAACUCGUUAAGUAAUAAUUUUUUUUUAAAUCCCAGUAGCCAGUAGCUUUCUAAUGUUACAAAGAGAGUAUAUUGCUUGCAAAUUACACAUACAAGAAAGAAAUGGAAACCGAGAGAGGCAGAUGCAUUAAAUGGUUCCCAGAGAAAAAUUGUACUUGACACUCCUUUAUAUUUUGUUGAUGGAUAACCUCAUUCUGCAGAGCAAGCAGCAAUGCCUGAUAGGAGGAAGGUCCUGAGGCUCUACUGAGCCCCACUGGUAUGACUAUAGGACCCUGCCCCCACUGUUCUCCAUUGGAGCAGGGGCCUUCUUUCCUCUGUCAGUAGAGACACUUUUAUGACAAAAGAUUAAUGUACAAAAAGGGCUCUUCUGAGAACAAUAUUUCCAAUAGAACAUAUGAUCUUUGCUCUCAUGAAUUCUCCUCAUGAUAGCAGCCUAAAGUAAGGGAUCUGUGAUCAAAGUCUGAGAGCUUGAGGAGGAGAAGUACCUAUCUUAGUAUCACAUGGAGGUUAGUUCCAUGAGACCUCAUCUCUGAGUGGUCAUUAAUGCCAGAUGUCAUAAAGAUGGCUGUUUUUCUAUGUGUGGUAAUUCACACUGGAUCUAUGUAAUUGUGAAGUCUUUCUCAGACUCAACCAAAAUAAAAUCCUAAACCCUGGAGAAACAAACUCCCAAGCAGUACUGAAUAAAGUUCUCCAUUUGUAAAAGUCAGGCUUGUCAAAAAAAGAUUAUUUCAUCCUUCCAAGCUUGUACCCAUGUUUGUUAUACAGGAGUUUUGAUGUUUGUUUUCUUCUUCAAGCAUGCCAGGCAAAAAUAGAGACAGAAAUUAGGAGAUUAGCAUUGUGACAGCUUAUUCUUAGCAUUUGAAUUUAUAUCACAUAAAUAGAAAUCAAGAUGAUCACAGUCUAAUAUAAACACAUAGAGGUUUCUGACUCUUAAUUCUGGUUUGAGGCCAGCAAUUAAUUGAAUGGAAGUAUAUUGAGGUUUGGAUAAUAAUUUCUCAAACGAUUUUUUUUAUAUUGGAGGUAGACCACUACAUCCUUAUGUGAUUAAAUUAUUAUACAACUCUUAGUAGCCUCAAAUACAAUUUCCAAAAGCUAUUUACUACUUAGGAAUUCAAAACUUAUUUUCAAUUAUAUGUAGGCUUUUAAAAAUUAUCUCAUUUUGACAUGUAUCACAUCUCUACUUGAAAGAGUUAUUCAUUGGACUUCUUGCCUUGUCGAGAAGAUGACAGCUAGCACUGCCAAUGAUCCCAUAAAGGUUGAAUAUUAAUUUCCCCUUUCAAUUCCUUUUAGAAUAAUAAAUUGAGUUUACUAGCUUCUCUUCCUAGAAUGUAGAUAGACGUUUGCAUUUUCCCAUGCUUUUAUCAAUAUGUACUUUAAUAUUUUUUUAAGAUUUUGGAUUUCAUCAGUGUGGGGCAUGCCUUGGAUUGUCACUGAUCAAAAAACCCUCCAUACUUACAGGUUGAUACUUUAUUAUGGCAAAAAAACAAAGGAAGGAAGGAAGGAAGGAAGGAAGGAAGAAAUGAAGGAAGGAUGGAAGAAAGGAAGGAAGGAAGGAAGGGAGGAGAUAAGAAGGAAACGAAGGAGAGAGGUAGGAAAGAAAAGAGAGAGAGGAAGGAAGGGAAGAAGGAAGGAAGAAAGGAAAGAGGAAGGAAGAAAGGAAAGAGGAAAGGAGAGAGGGAGAAAGAAAGAAAAAAGGGAGGAAGGAAGGGAAGGAAAAAGUAAAUGGAAAAAAGAAAGAAAGAGGGAAAAAUAUAUCACCUGAUAGCCAACCUUCUGUUAAAGAAAGUUCUCAAAUUUAGCUAGGUUGAUAUUCUUUCACUGGACUCUUACUUGAAGUCUAUUUUACUCAGUAGAACUAGGAUUUGCCUUCCACCAACAUCAUCUGUAAAAACUCUGAAUCACAGAAUAUGACCUUAGUAGAGUAUCUAAUUUGUAAUGCAAUCUGAUUUGCAUCUAGAUGUUAAGUGCUCUUCAAUACUCAACAUAUAACUGAGUACCAGACACUGUACUGAAGUAUACCUUAAUGUACAUUUUUAGAUUUAGAUUCAUAAGAGAAAAACUUCCCUUUUGCUUCUUAUUUCUACUUGCUUUUUAACUUGUGAAAUAAUAGAAGAUAUUUUGUUUUAGAGAAAAAUUAGGGUUAUUUUCCCCUAGUAAUCCUAGACUGGACAAAUUUACAUCUUGUUCAAUUGUGGAGCACACCUAGAGUUUAGUAGUCUAUACACUAUCUUACAACAACAGGGCCCCUUUAACUUGGAAAGUGUAAACAUUAAGGAGAUCUUAUUCUUCUAAGGCAUGAUUUUCACCAAAAAGCACCAGAAUCUUUUCUAAUGCUAUCUCAUUUACACAUCUCAAAGAACAACUCUGACAUUCCUAGUUUUUUCAUAGCUUUUGCUAAUCAUCUUAUGUUCAUUACUGAUCUCAUUGCACUAUUGGCUUGAUUGAUCACAUCAUAAGUUCUUUCCCUACAUGGAUUUGUCCACUCCUAAACUUCUCAUUAAAUUGCCAUGUUGGCUCUGAGAUGGACUGCAGUAUCUCCUGAGCAAUAUAUAUUAUUAAGGAUCUUUUCAUAUCAAAAGUGUUACUAUAUGUUUCAAUUCAUGACUUUUCCAAAUUACAUUCUAUUUAAUUCAACAGUUAUACAAAACUACUGUGCAGAAUACUAUAGAAUUUAAAUAAG